This is a messenger RNA of Spinacia oleracea (spinach), 784 nucleotides long. RefSeq names its product V-type proton ATPase subunit e2. The transcript is spliced from 4 exons. The record is from RefSeq and is a predicted model, not a curated record. Gene Ontology annotation, biological process: proton transmembrane transport. Gene Ontology annotation, molecular function: proton-transporting ATPase activity, rotational mechanism. Gene Ontology annotation, cellular component: proton-transporting V-type ATPase, V0 domain. The coding region runs from base 271 to 483 and encodes 70 amino acids. Lineage: Eukaryota; Viridiplantae; Streptophyta; Magnoliopsida; Caryophyllales; Amaranthaceae.
UGUCCAUCUAUGUUUAAGCCAACCCAAAUAAAUGUCUACUGAAUAUCAGCCCAUAAAACCUAAUACCAAAAUAAUUUUGUAAAUUGUCAGUUUGUCACCAAUCAAUACGACGAAGCUUCGAACAAGCGGACAUUGAUCGUAGAUCACCGGAAAAUCAAACUCGAAUUGGGAUUUUUUUGAGAAUUUUUCCGGGGAUUUAGUUUGAUUGAAUCCUCUCUCUGCGACCGAAGUCAGAGCAAAAGAGAGAAGUUUUGAGUGCAGAGAUUAAAGAUGGGGUUUUUCGUUACAUCCCUGAUUUUCCUGGUGAUUGGGAUUAUUGCUUGUCUUUGUACCAGAAUUUGCUUCAAUCGGGGCCCUUCCACCAAUCUGUUCCACUUAACUUUGGUUAUUACAGCAACAGUUUGCUGUUGGAUGAUGUGGGCAAUUGUAUAUCUUGCGCAGAUGAAGCCUCUCAUUAACCCUAUACUGAAUGAAGCGGAGUGAAAAUUAGAAAGAAUGCUUCUCUAGAUAUCAAAUCUUACCAUUUUGCAGAUUUUUCUGAGGAACUCAUUCAGAGCCAUAUUCAUGGCAGCGAUUUCUCUCAUGUGGAUUUGUAUGUAAUUCUAUUAUGGCAGAGAAUAACAUAUUCCUUAUUUUUUUUUGUUUUAAAUCUUCCCUUGUAUUUUAUGCACCAAUCUACUUGUUCGAAUGGAUGAUCUUCUUUGUGGAUGAAAUAAUAAUGAAUUGGUGGAACACAACAAUACAAUUCCAUUUUCGGUUAUGAAUCGAUGAACCUACAAUUCCA